GCGGGAGCGGGGCUGGAGGACGUACCAUAGACUGGUCGGGUAGAGGCUUCCAGGACCUGAGUGCUGUCGAGAGAGGAAGCGAAGGGCGCCAUCUUUGUAUUUUGUAUCAUGACUUCUCAAGAGAAGACAGAAGAGCAUCCUUUUGCAGAUAUAUUUGAUGAAGAUGAAACUGAAAAGAAUUUUUUGUUUUCCAAACCUGUUUGCUUUGUUGUAUUUGGGAAACCAGGUGUUGGGAAAACAACAUUAGCCCAUCACAUAGCACAGGCAUGGAAAUGUAUUCGUGUUGAAGCUUUGCCAAUUUUGGAAGAACACAUUGCUGCUGAAACCGAAUUAGGAGUUAUGUUGCAGUCAAUGUUGAUCAGCGGUCAAAGCAUUCCAGAUGAACUUGUCAUAAAGCUAAUGUUGGAGAAGCUCAACUCCCCAGAAGUCUGUCACUUUGGUUAUAUUAUCACUGAAAUACCAUCACUUUCACAGGAUGCCAUGACUACCUUACAGCAAAUAGAAUUAAUUAAAAACCUAAAUUUGAAACCUGAUAUUAUGAUCAAUAUAAAGUGUCCUGACUAUGAUUUAUGCCAGAGAAUUUCUGGGCAAAGACAGCACAAUAGUACGGGAUACAUAUACAGUAGAGACCAGUGGGAUCCUGAAGUCAUUGAGAAUCAAAGGAAAAAGAAGAAAGAAGCCCAAAAAGACAAGAAAGGAGAAGAGGAAGAAGAGGAGGAAGAGCAAGAAGAAGAAGAGGCAUUUAUUGCUGAAAUGCAGAUGGUGGCUGAAAUUCUUCAUCAUCUGGUUCAGAGGCCUGAAGAUUAUUUGGAAAACGUCAAAAACAUUGUUAAGCUUUAUAAGGAAACAAUUCUCCAAACUUUAGAAGAAGUAAUGGCUGAACACAAUCCCCAGUAUCUCAUUGAGCUAAGUGGAAAUAAACCACCAGAGGAGCUCUUUACGAUUGUUAUGGAUCGACUUAAAUAUCUCAACCUAAAAAGGGCAGCUGUUAUAACCAAACUUCAGGGUGCAGAGGAAGAAGUUAGUGACACAUUGGAAAAUGGUGAGCUGUUUCGUACUCUUGCAUCUUAUAAACCUAUUGCACCAAGAUAUAGAUGGCAGAGAAGCAAAUGGGGACCUACAUGUCCUGUGAAUUUAAAAGACGGUAACAUUUAUUCAGGAUUAUCAGAUUAUUCUGUGAGUUUUCUAGGUAAGAUCUACUGUCUUUCAUCAGAAGAAGCAUUAAAACCAUUUUUAUUGAACCCACGUCCCUAUCUGCUUCCACCUAUGCCAGCACCACCGUGUAAAGUAUUCAUAAUUGGACCUCAAUAUUCAGGGAAAACAACACUUUGCAAUAUGCUUGCAGAAAAUUACAAAGGAAAGGUAGUCGACUAUGCCCAACUUGUUCAGCCACGUUUUGAUAAAGCCCGUGAAAGAUUAGUAGAAAAUACUAUAGCUGAGGCCACUGUAGCAGCAAUUAAAGUUGUGAAAGAAAAGCUUCUCACGGAACUGCAAGCUAAAAAACAAGCUGAAACAACUUUAAGAGAAUUUCAAAGGCAGUAUGAACAAAUGGAAUUUGGAGUAUUCCCGACAGAUGCACAUAAAAGCUUAGAGGACACAGACUCGUCAAUUAAUGAAAGGUACAUUCAAGGCUCCCAAAGGGAGAGAAGCAGUUCUUUAGAGGACACUGAAGAAGCCAAAACAAAAUCAGAAAAUGUCCUUUCUGAUCAAGCUGCUAAAGUUGAUAAAGAUGAAGACUCAAUAGAAGAGGUAACUGCAGAUCAUCCAGAGGUUGUGUCCAUGAUUGAGAAGACUAUAAAAAUGUCACAGGAUAUGAACUUUGAACAGCCAUAUGAAAAGUAUGCUGAAAUCUUACAGGAAGUCCUUAGAGAGGUAAUGGAAGAAAACAAGGAUAGGUUUCCUGGUGCCCCAAAAUAUGGAGGCUGGAUCAUGGACAACUGCCCUAUUAUGAAAGAAUUGUGGAUGGUCUUAAUCAAGAAAGAAAUUAUACCUGAUUUGGUCAUCUAUUUAUCAGAUACAGUAAACAAUGGAAAAUGUUUAUUAAAUAGAAUAUAUUUACGGAAUAAAUCUGAAAUUGACUCUAAAAUUUUAGAAAGAUUAUUAGAAGAACUACAAAAGAAAAAAAAGGAGGAAGAAGCAGCAAGAAAAGCCACAGAAGAGGAAUUGAGACUUGAAGAAGAAAAUCAAAGGCUACUGGAAGAUUUGAAAGUGAAAGUAAAAGAAGCUGAAGAAACUGAUAAUGAGGAUGAAGAGGAGAUUGAAGGUGAUGAGUUAGAAGUUCACGAAGAACCUGAGGCAUCUCAAGAUACCCGAGGCUCAUUGUUACCUGAGGAGUCUGAAGCAUCUGAGGUCCCUGAAAGUGAGCCUGAAGCAGUUUCUGAGCCUAUUGAGGAAACUACAGUAGAAACAGAAAUCCCAAAAGGAUCCAAAGAGGACCUGGAAACUGAAAAAUUAUCUGAAACAGUGGUACUACCUGAGUUUCCAGAAGAUGCUUAUCCUGAUGUUCCUGAAAUGGAGCCUUUUAAGGAGAAGACUAAUUCUUUCAGCAUCCUCUGGAAACAACUGGAAGCAACAAUUAGUGAAGCUAACAUCAAAAUUUUAAACUUGGAGAUUUCUGGCAGAACUCCACAGGAAUUACUUCAAAAAGUCGUUGAGACUAUGGAAAAACCAUUUCAAUAUACUGCACGGGAGUUAACUGGGGAAGAUUAUGAGGAAGAAACAGAAGACUACCAGACUGAGGCAGAGGUCGAUGAGGAGCUAGAAGAAGAGGAAGAUGAAGAGGGUGAAGAUAAAAUUAAGGAGAGAAAGAGGCAAUUGGGAGACACAAAACAUUUUUGUCCAGUGGUCCUCAAGGAAAACUUCAUCCUACAACCAGGAAACAUGGAAGAAGCAGCUAAAUAUCGAGAAAAGAUCUACUACUUUUCAAGUGCUGAGGCUAAAGAAAAGUUUUUGGAGCAUCCUGAGGAAUAUGUGGCUUAUAAAGAACCAUUGAAGGCUCCUCCAUUAAGAGUAUGCCUUGUUGGCCCCCAUGGCUCUGGCAAAACUAUGUGUGGAAGACAGUUGGCAGAAAAAUUGAACAUUUUUCACAUUCAGUUUGAAGAAGUUCUUCAAGAAAAACUACUACUCAAAACUGAAAAGAAAGUGGGACCUGAAUUUGAGGAAGAUUCUGAGGAUGAAGAAGCUGCCAAACAAGAACUUGAAGAGUUUGCAAUUCAGGCCAAUGUCAAACUUGAGGAAGAAAAUACAAAGAAGCAGCUUCCAGAAGUACAACUUACAGCAGAAGAAGAAGUAAUCAAAUCAAGUCUAAUGGAAAAUGAGCCACUGCCUCCAGAAAUUCUUGAAGUAAUUCUUUCUGAGUGGUGGCUUAAGGAACCAAUACGUUCCACAGGUUUUAUACUAGAUGGUUUCCCACGAUAUCCAGAAGAGGCCCAGUUUUUGGGGGAGCGUGGAUUUUUCCCAGAUGCAGCUAUUUUUAUGCAAGUUGAGGAUCAAGAUAUUUUUGUUCGCCUCCUUCCUGCCCAAAUUGAAAAGUGGAAACUAAAACAAAAGAAGAAAUUAGAAAGGAAAAAACUGAUCAAAGACAUGAAGGCGAAAAUCAGGGCUGAUAUGAUUGCUAAAAGAAGGGUUGAACUUAUAUUAGAGAGAGAGAAAAGAAGGAGAGAGAAUCCUGUUAGAGAUGAUGAAGAGAUUAGUGAGGAAGACCUUGAAGAAGACGAUGAUGAUAUUGAAAACAUCCUUGAAGAAGAGUUUCCAAAAAAUGAGGAAGAGAUGAGUGGUGAGGAAGAUGAAGAACAGGAAGCUGAUGCAAUUGAGCGCCUGAGAGGUGAACUGGGAGAAAAAUUUGAAGCAGAGAUGCAUAAUUUACAAAUAAUGCAGGAUGAACUCGAGAGGUAUUUGAUACCAAUAAUUUCCAUUAAUGGAGCUCGGAAAAAUCACAUUGUACAAUAUACAUUGAAUACGAAACUGAAACCAUUGGUGGAAAACCGUGCAAGCAUUUUUGAGAAAUGUCAUCCAAUACCAGCAUCCCUUGCCCAUAAAAUGCUCACUUUUACUUACAAGUAUAUAAGCUCAUUCGGCUAUUGGGACCCAGUAAAGCUAAGUGAAGGAGAAACAAUCAAGCCCGUUGAAAAUGCAGAGAAUCCAAUUUAUCCCGUAAUCCAUCGUCAGUAUAUUUAUUUUUUGUCUAGUAAAGAAACAAAAGACAAAUUUAUGAAGAACCCAAUCAAAUAUAUCCGCCAACCCAAACCUAGACCUACUGUGCCCAUUAGGAUUAUAAUUGUGGGGCCUCCAAAAUCUGGGAAAACUACAGUUGCAAAAAAAAUUACAAGUGAAUAUGGCCUAAAGUGUAUAUCAAUAGGAGAAGCUUUGCGUUCUGUACUGAAAAAUCACCCGGAAACAGAGCUGGCACUUAUGUUAAAUUGGCAUCUUCAUAAAGGAAUGACAGCACCUGAUGAACUGGCUAUUCAGGCUUUAGAACUUUCUCUGAUGGAAGGUGUGUGCAGUACUGCAGGUGUUGUCAUUGAUGGAUAUCCUGUAACUAAACAUCAAAUGAAUCUUUUGGAAGCCAGGUCAAUCAUUCCCAUGGUCAUCUUUGAAUUGAGUGUGCCUUCCAAGGAGAUUUUCAAAAGAUUGCUCCUAGAAAAAGGAAAUGAACAAAGGUUGCCUUAUCCAUUGCACAAUAGUGCACAAAUUAUAGCUGUCAGGAAUGUAAAGUACCACAAAAAUAUUGGUGAGAUUAGGCAAUAUUAUCAAGAACAGCAUCAGAACUGGUAUGUGAUUGAUGGAUUUCACAGCAAAUGGUGGGUAUGGAAUGAAGUUGUUAAGAAUGUUCAGAUGGUGAAUAAAUACAUGCAGAUAUACCUGGAAAGAAUAAAAGCAGGAAAAGCUGCCUGCAUUGACAAGUUAUGUAUCACACCUCAAGAGCUGCUUUCUCGCCUGGGAGAAUUUGGACAGUUCUGUCCUGUCAGCCUGGCAGAAUCCCAGGAAUUAUUUGAUUGCUCUGCAGCUGACUCCUUGGAAUUUGCAGCAGAGUUCAGAGGGCACUACUAUAAAAUGAGUUCUCAGGAAAAACUGAAUAAAUUCUUGGAGAACCCAGAAUUGUACGUGCCUCCCUUAGCACCUCAUCCGCUUCCAUCUGCUGACAUGAUCCCCAAAAGGCUGACUCUGUCAGAGCUGAAGAGUCGAUUCCCUAAGUGUGCAGAGCUCCAGGGAUACUGUCCAGUGACCUAUCAGGAGGGAAAACAAAGAUAUGAAGCCCUAGUACCUGGUAGCAUUAACUGUGCUUUAGAAUAUCGUAAUCGUAUAUAUAUUUGUGAGAAUAAAGAAAAACUCCAGAAAUUUUUGAGGUCGCCACUGAAAUACUGGGAACAGAAGCUUCCAUACAAGCUUCCUCCGUUAAGGGAACCGAUACUUCUUACUAGUCUUCCUUUGCCUGGAUAUUUGGAACAGGGUAUUGCAACUUCUCUAAUAAAAGCAAUGAAUUCAGCAGGAUGUUUAAAGCCCAAGUUCCCCUUCUUAAGUAUAAGGAGAUCUGCACUACUCUAUAUAGCACUUCAUCUAAAAGCAUUUAAUCCCAAAGGUUCUGAAUAUACAAGAAAAAAGUAUAAGAAGAAGAUGGAGCAGUUUAUGGAAAGAUGUGAACUCAUAACAUACCUGGGUGUCAAGAUGACCAGAAAAUACAAGGAACCUCAGUUCAGAGCCAUUGACUUUGAUCAUAAGUUACAGACCUUUCUCUCUCUCAAAAAUAUAGACCCAAUUAAUGGGUAAUUUACUUAGGUGACAGCAACCUGAAUCUCAAGAGUUAUCUGAAGGUGACAGAGGGAAACUGAUAGAAGUUUGAAAAUCUGGGCCUCUUAGAAGUACUUUUGCCACCUGAGCAACAUACCAUGGCUAGCAGACUUCACAUCAACUCAAAGGUCUGCCAGCCAGUAAGGAGCAUGCUUAUAUAAACAUAAGUUUUAAUACAAUUUUAAAAUGUGUUGCUCUUUGCCUGAACUUUGAUGAUUUAACAAAAUAGACAUUCCAUUUAAAAUUCCAUAUAGAAAAUUUAAGUAACUCAUUUAGUAAAUAUAUUAUUUUCCUUUUUAAGAUUUUCAGUAGAAAAGCCAGUGUCUGUUAAAAUUACUCAUUAAAUGUUAGAAAGCUUUAAGAAACACAAUUAACAUUGUUAUAAAUGAAACCAAAAUAUGGGUUAUACAUUUUACAUAAGAAAUUGUUUGUGGACUUUGUAAACAUAAGAUACCAUCAUUUUCCCAAAAAAAUAAAUGGAUUUUGCAACAA
Molecule: messenger RNA, 6279 nt
Organism: Sapajus apella (tufted capuchin)
Lineage: Eukaryota; Metazoa; Chordata; Mammalia; Primates; Cebidae
Gene: AK9
Product: adenylate kinase 9
Exons: 40
Coding region: 109-5766 (1885 amino acids)
Biological process (GO): AMP phosphorylation
Cellular component (GO): mitochondrion; cytoplasm
Molecular function (GO): nucleoside diphosphate kinase activity; ATP binding; AMP kinase activity
Source: RefSeq, a predicted model, not a curated record